Messenger RNA from Epinephelus fuscoguttatus (brown-marbled grouper), 2601 nucleotides. RefSeq names its product heterogeneous nuclear ribonucleoprotein U-like protein 2. The transcript is spliced from 11 exons. NCBI's taxonomy places the organism in Eukaryota, Metazoa, Chordata, Actinopteri, Perciformes, Serranidae. The record is from RefSeq and is a predicted model, not a curated record. Gene Ontology annotation, molecular function: protein binding. The coding region runs from base 113 to 2098 and encodes 661 amino acids. Gene Ontology annotation, cellular component: membrane.
UGAACCAAUGUUUUGAUCCCAACCGCUGCUCUUCUUCCACAGUUUACUUUAAGUUUGCGUUUUGUCACAACUCGAGUAAGAAGACACUUAAAUCUGUCCUCACACGGUAACAAUGAAGCUAACGGACAUUAAAAAGCUCAAAGUAGCGGAGCUGCGGUCCAGACUGAAAGAACUGGGGUUGGACAGUAAGGGUCUGAAGGCUGAGCUGCUGGGCAGGCUGUGGUCCGCGUUAGAGGCUGAGCAAAACGGGAAAGACGGUGAUGAUGAAGAGGUGAAACUACAAAGUGACCGCUCACUGACACCUUCAAUAGCGACGGAGACAGUGGAGGUCUGUGCUCCACCCUCUUCACCUCCAACACGAGACGGUGUUACUGAGCAAUGUAAACCGGACUGUACCCGAGAGUACACAGACACCUCCACACAGACUGACCCCGGUCUGACAACACUACAACACAGCUCUGAGUUUGUUUCAACACUACAACAGGUUUCUGAGUGUGUUUCAGAGACUGUACCAGUGUACCAAGAGGAGGAGGGAGAGGGUAUAGUGCAGCAGGGAGGUGCACAGGAUCCUGGAGAGGACAGGAGGGCUGUGUCAUCAGAGGAGAUGGGCAAAGGAAGAGCUUUCUACGAGUUCAAAGAGGAGAUACGAUACAAGAGAGCCAAAUCACCAGAACCUCCAGUGGACAGAGUGGAGGCAGAAGAGGAAGAUGAAGAUAAAGUCAGACUCAAUCCAUAUGACAGUCACCUCCACUUUGAGGUGGGUCCUGAUGGUGCAUGUGGCCAGCCGCAGUUCUGGGCUCGGUUCCCCUUGCUGUGGUCAGGCUGCAGGCUCACCCACGGGGUGCUGCAGGGCAGGGUGGGCUUUGAAGUGAGGCUGGAGAGGACGUUGUUGACUACACAGCUGGAGGGACAAGACGAUCAUCAUGGUCUGAGAGUCGGCUGGUCUGUGGCCGACGCCUCUCUGCUGCUGGGUGAAGAUGAAUUUUCUUUUGCAUAUGAUGGACGCGGUAAAAAAGUCUCAGGUGGGAAGGAGGAAGAAUUUGGAGAACCGUUCUCAGAGGGGGAUAUCAUCGGCUGUUAUGCUUCUUUCUCCACAGACCGUGCUGUUCAGCUCUCUUUCUAUAAGAAUGGUCGUUUCAUGGGUGAAGCUUUUUCACUGAGCUCCUCCGGUUGUGCUUUGUUCCCUCACGUCCUCUGUAAGAGCUGCUCAGUCAGAAUCCUCCUGGACCCCACAGCUCACAAUUCUCCCUGGUACCCCGGCCCUCCAGGGUUUACACCACUGGCAGCUCUUCCUGCGGGGCAGAGGGUGCGCACAAUAUCGCCUCCUACCUCCAGAGCACAGUGUGAGGUGUUGUUGAUGGUUGGUCUUCCUGGUUCUGGGAAGAGUCACUGGGCCAGGACUCAGAUGAAGAAGCAUCCUGAGAAACAGUACAGGCUGUUGGGCACAGAGGAGCUGCUCGCAUGUAUGAUUAGUGGUGGACAGAGGGACAGCAGGGUGCAGCAGGCCUCUCAGUGUCUCACUGAUUUGAUUAAGAUUGCUGCUCAGAGUCCUGGCAACUAUAUCCUCGACCAGUGCAACAUCCUCUUCUCUGCACGGCGUUACAAGCUGAAGCUGUUCACAGGCUUCAGGCGCCAGGUGGUGGUGGUCUUCCCCUCAGCAGAUGUGUGGAAAAGACGACUGUCCCAGCACCAAACCAGUGACGGGGAGCAGAUCCCUGAGACUGCCCUACUCAAGCUCCAAGUGAGCUACACUCUUCCAGAGCAGCAGAGCGACGUGCUGGAGGAGCUGCAGUAUGUCGAACUGCCUCAGGAACAGGCACAGAUGCUCCUACAGGAGUUUAAAGAUGAGGCUCGCAGACUGCUGCCCCCUGUCCCCAAACAGGAGAAGAAGAAACCCAGACUACACAAGAAAAGACCCUACCCUUACGGCCCUCCACCCUCACAUAGGAUCCAGUGGAGUGGACAUAACGGAUGGAGCGACACAAGAUUCAACGUGCAGCCAUGGAAGCAGCAGCCAAAAUAUUGGAGUGUGCCUUAUCAGGAUCAGGGCUACUACUACAGAGACGUCAGUUACAGCGGAUACGAAGGUUACUGCUGAAGAAACAUGGAGGAAGAAGAAAGAGAUGCCGCUGCAGUGUUUGUUUACAAGGACAAUCAUUCUAAUGAUGUCUUAAAAAAGAUAAUUACAUCAGCAAGUGAUAUAAUAGACUAGAGACUAGGGCUGGACGAUUAAUCGAAUUUUAAUCAUGAUUUCAAUUUUGGCUUCUCAUGAUCAUAAAAACAUAAUCAAAGAAAAACGAUUAAUGCGCCGCACGGCGUGUAUGUAAGUUCCUGUGCUGGAAAAGCACUGUGAAUGUGCCUGUGUUAUGUGCAGCAGCAGCAAGCGUGUGACGUGUGUGGAUCAAUACUAUGUGGAGCGAGCGAUUGAGAACAUGGCAGAAAGGCAGCCUUUGGUUGAGGAGAAAGGACAACUUCAGUCAUCUGGAAACAUUUUGGCUUUAAGUUGACGGACGUUGAGGAAAAAGAAAUUGUUUGCAAUGUUUGUCACGCUGUGGUGUCUGCCCCCCAAGGCAACACCACCAACUUAUAAUAGUGUUUAUU